Molecule: messenger RNA, 1500 nt
Organism: Iphiclides podalirius (scarce swallowtail)
Lineage: Eukaryota; Metazoa; Arthropoda; Insecta; Lepidoptera; Papilionidae
Source: the annotation of a GenBank genome assembly
AUGGGCGUACCGCGAGUUCCGAGCACUGCCGCAGCCGAGCUUGAGCUCGAGCGAGCGAGGCGACCCCACCUGUUGAUCGUCGACGACUCGAGGGAAACACGCGCGGGAGUAGGGAGAGCCUGGUCACCGGAGAGCUUGGAGGGACCUGAGUCCAGCGUGCGUGGCAGCUCAUUGGACUACGUGGCAGCCGUCCUGUUGGCUGCAAUGGCGGCGGUACUGCUGGCUGCCGUGGGCUACCACUGCGCUGCAACUUGGCGUUGGAUUAUGGGACGGUCCAGGCGUGAAUCUGAGGACAGCAACUGUGACUCGCAGUCCCGCCAAGCGGCGAUCCGCAUCAGCCACUCCCUGCCCGACCUGCAGACCGAACCUCUCAAGCAGGAGUACGUGCAGGAGCAUAAGGAUGCCGGCAAGAAGGUACUUCGCCAGACAACGCUGCCCAUCGUCCCCACACGCCACCAAACCUUCCAGCGUCAACUUUCUCAUCGCCUGGACCUCCCGUCGAUUCAAUUCAGCAUUUGCAGCCUGGAACGUGCCGAUUCCUCUAUUGGGCUGAUAAAGCCUGAGCUGUACAAAAACGAAUUGGUCCGCCAAUCAUCAACUGACAGCGGCGAGCUCGAGUUUUGCGGGAAGUUGCACUUCGCUCUGAAAUACGACCAGGAAGUGGAAGCUCUCGUAGUGAAGAUAUUCGAGGCCCGUGACUUACCUAUCAAGGACGUAUCAGGAAGCAGCGAUCCAUACAUCAAGGUUUUCCUUCUCCCGGAUCGCAAGAAGAAGUUCCAGACCAAAGUUCACCGCAAGAACCUUAAUCCGGUGUUCAAUGAAACUUUCCUAUUCAGCGUCCCAUACGAGGAAUUGCGUCAGCGUUAUCUACAGUUCUCUGUGUAUGACUUCGACCGCUUCAGCCGGCAUGAUUUGAUUGGUCACGUUGUACUGAAAGGGCUUCUCGAAUCUGCCGAUUUGACGCAGGAGAUUGAGUAUACGAUGAACAUAUUGGCGGCACCGCAGGAAAAGAAGGAUUUGGGUGAACUGAUGCUUUCGUUAUGCUAUCUACCGACUGCUGGUCGGCUUACUGUGACGGUUAUAAAAGGCAGAAAUUUAAAAGCUAUGGACAUAAAUGGUUCUUCUGAUCCAUAUGUGAAGAUCUGCCUGAUCUGUCAAGGUAAACGGAUCAAGAAGAAAAAAACAACAGUUAAGAAAAACACUCUCAGCCCAGUAUACAACGAGGCUUUGGUUUUCGACUUGCCUUACGAGAACGUUUACGAUGUCACUCUAUUAGUCAAGGUCAUUGAUUACGACAUGAUUGGCCCCAAUGAGUUAAUCGGUUGCACAGCUAUUGGAUCUACUCUGAUUGGAAUCGGACGUGACCAUUGGCUGGAGAUGUUGGACAAUUCGAGGAAACCGGUGGCACAAUGGUACCCUCUGAAUAAAAGCUUGCCGACCAACAUCGACGUGCCAACAAAUGAUCAACAGAAUGCGGGUUUGAGCUGCCUAAAUGGAAGA